Leishmania mexicana MHOM/GT/2001/U1103 is the source of this 1812-nucleotide messenger RNA. RefSeq lists its product as hypothetical. The record is from RefSeq and is a predicted model, not a curated record. NCBI's taxonomy places the organism in Eukaryota, Euglenozoa, Kinetoplastea, Trypanosomatida, Trypanosomatidae. The transcript has a single exon. Gene Ontology annotation, cellular component: membrane. The coding region runs from base 1 to 1812 and encodes 603 amino acids.
AUGUUCGACGUUCGCGAGGAGAAAGUGCAUGUGGAGCUGCUUUCGAAAGCGCCUGUGAAGCGCAUCAGCGAAACGCAUCGAUUUGGCCUCCUGGUACUUGGUCUUUUCGGCAUGAUUUGCGGAUCUUUUGGCAGCUACACCUUUAACCUCGUCUCCGGCUCUCUCCAGGAACGAUAUUCUCUCACACAACGUGAUUUGAGCACCAUCACGACAGCCGGCACAGUGAUUGGGAAUGUGAUGCUUCCGUACUCUUUUCUGUACGAUUACAUCGGCCCGCUCCCCAUUGCUGUUCUUUCUUCCUUUGUCUUUCCUCUCGGAGCUCUCCUUAUUGCUCUGUGCUUUCAGGGCGUCAUUGUCGGCAACUUGGUGCAGCUGUGUGUGUUUUAUUCACUCAUGAACGUGGGUACCUCAUUCUUUGACCUCUCCAGCUGCAUAACAAUUCUGAGUUAUUUCCCCACAAACAGAGGUCCUGUUAUCGCGCUUCUCAAGACCUUUAUCGGCCUUGGCUCCGCUAUUGUGGGAAGCAUGUUCCAGGGAUUCUUCGGCGGCGCGGUGCAGUACUUCUUCUACUUCUUGAUGCUCUUCGCAAUGAUCGUCGGUGUACUCGGUAUCAUCUUUCUGCGUCUUCCAGCGUACCACCUCACAGGUUACGAGGAGUCGCACCUCUCGACGACGGAAAAGGAGCAGCGACUGGCAUCCAAGGCGCAGUUCCUGAAACAGAAGCCGCCAAUGUGGCGCUUCUACUACGGCUUUGUACUGAUGAUGGUGCUCAUUGUUUUUUUGCCGCUCACGACGGCCCUUGUGGACUACCUGGACCUCGGGCGAAAGGAGAAGCUGACGUUCGCGACCAUCACAACCAUCUUUGCCACAGGCUUCUUUGUGAUCGCCAUUCCUCCCGAGCUGUUUCAGUGCGCUCGUCGAGCCUCACCCGCUGAUGAGGAUGUUGGGACUCUCAACAAGGCGGAGAAGAUACCAUACAGCAACUCCACUGAUGCCGACAAGCCACUUCCUUUCCCCAGCCCGGCAGUCAUGGAAGAGGAUGUGGACACAGAGAUCGACUACAUCGCGCCGCAGUACCAAACAUCCUUUGUAAAGAAUCUCUUCUCCAUCCAUCUGUGGGCACUCUGGUGGACUUGCUUCUGCAUUGUCGGUGCCGAAGAUGUGAUCAUUAACAACUCCAGCUACAUCUUUGGCGCCUUGGCCGGCGAAAAGACCUCUACAUCCACCCGCACUCUUCUCACCGUUCUUAACGGUGUCGGCAGUGCUACGGGUCGGCUGCUUAUGUCGUACUUUGAGGCAUGGUCGCAGAAGCGUCCGGCGGAGAAACGGAUUCCGCUGACAAUUUCACUGUUCAUUCCGACCACGUCUAUAAUCGUUACCAUCGUGCUGUUUCUCACGCUACCGAAGCAGGCACUCCCGCUACCGUACGUUAUCGCGGCCAUCGGCAACGGUUUCCUUGCCGCCACCACGAUUCUUAUCACGCGCACCAUCUAUGCCCGGGACCCUGCGAAGCACUACCACUUCUGCUUCCUCGCUGCCGCCUUCUCGUCCAUCGCCCUUAACCGCUUCCUCUACGGCGAGUGGUAUACGGUGCAGUCAGAGAAACUGGGUAACUCUCUUCUCUGCACAAGCCGAAAGUGCGUUGAGAUGCCGCUGAUCGUACUGCUCGGUCUGUCGUGCACCGCUUUUGUGUCGAACAUCGUGGUCCACCUCACGUAUCGCCGCUACAGCGAGCGUGUUCUCGCUGAGAGCCGCCGCCUCCGUGAGGAGAACUCCCCGAACACUGAUUCGCUUCACGAGGGCGCACCGUAG